Messenger RNA from Phascolarctos cinereus (koala), 2350 nucleotides. It is a transcript of the gene MBD4, whose product is annotated as methyl-CpG binding domain 4, DNA glycosylase. Gene Ontology annotation, cellular component: nucleus. Gene Ontology annotation, biological process: DNA repair. NCBI's taxonomy places the organism in Eukaryota, Metazoa, Chordata, Mammalia, Diprotodontia, Phascolarctidae. The record is from RefSeq and is a predicted model, not a curated record. Gene Ontology annotation, molecular function: DNA binding; pyrimidine-specific mismatch base pair DNA N-glycosylase activity.
GGCGCCGCCCAGAAGCCCCGGGAGAAGAGUGUCAGUGAACUAACAGGCAGACUCUCCUCCUCCUCAACUCGGGGAUUCUCGGCUGGAGGCGGCGGGGUGGGUCCAGGCCCCCGCGGCUGCACAGCUACCCCGCCCCGCCCCCUCCACCCAAGCGGCCCGGCCCCGCUUAGAGCUUCCUUUUUUUGCCCCCUCUCUUCCCCGCUUCCUCCCUUCUCUGCCUCGCAGCCCAGCCAGGGUGACGGACGAAUCCUCUGGGCUCGCCGGUGGCGGGGCUCGCUUUCCUCUUCGGCCUCCUUCCGCGAGCUUGGACUAAGAGCCCGGCCUUGGGGCGUCUGGUACGGCCCGCCCCUUCCGUCGAGUCCGGCUACCUUCGUGCUUGCCCAAGUGUCCAGGCUUCGGGGGCUGCAGAAAAAGGAGGAGCUGGUGCGGUCCCUGCCCCUUACCCAGCGCACCUGAGCCGGACGCGGCAUUCGAAUCUGAAACCAGGAAAGGACCAGUGUCGUUAGGAGUGAGUAAGUUUAAAUCCCAGGAGUUGAAGAAAAUGGGAGAUAAUGAAGAAAGAGAAGAAAUACCUCUCCAGUUAGAGGAACCUAAUGCUAGCACUCAGUGCAAUGGUGGCACUAUCAUGGAGUGCUCUAAGUCUGUUCCUUGUGGUUGGAAAAGGAUUGUGAAGCAAAGAUUAUCUGGAAAAACAGCUGGAAGAUAUGAUGUUUAUUUUAUCAGCCCUGAAGGAGUGAAGCUCAAAUCCAAAAGUUUACUUGCAUGUUACCUUCACAAAAGUGGAGAGACUUCUCUUAAGCCACAGGAUUUUGACUUCCGGGCCCCUCCCAAGAGUAACCCUCCAUCAGGACCCCCAUAUCCCAGCGUGGAAGUUCUAGGAGCACAGUUCCAGGUGGAGCCAAGCUGCCUGAGCCCAAAGCAGAAGCUUACAAUGCCUCGCAGGAAAGAAAAAGAUGUGCUUCCUCCCGCGUGUAGAGUUUCACAGGUGCAGGACCAGAAUAGUGAACUGUCUUGCUUCACUUUCCACCAGAGGCUGCAGAAGGGUGCUGAUGUCAUUGGCUCUCAGAAUCUGAAAAAGCCCACAGGAAAGGCAACAGCUACAAAAGGGAGUCACAUUAAGGAAGCUAAGAAAAGGGGAGGGAAAGGUCAUUCUGGCUGCAUUCGAAGACAAAAAAAGGCAGCAUCUGGUGAAGAAGCUGUUUCUAGUGCACAUGAUGAUCACCUGGAGAAACCCCUGUGCUCUUCUGAUGACGGAAUGAGUGACGAGCAUAUAAAGGUGACAGAUGUAGAAGAAAAGGAACUGAUAAAGAAAGUAUUGGCUUCAGGCUCACAUUCCCAAAUGCCUGCUGCACAAGGAGCUUCUUGUACAGAAAAUACAUUAUGUGCCAGUGAAGUUUCAGAAUAUGAAGAAAAGAGUGGGCGCAUUUCUGUAGGAUCUGAAAGGACCUUUAUAGAAACUGGGGAAGAGAAGGAGCAUUUGCAAGCUGACAUUUUAAAAUGUAAUUCUGAAAUAGACACUAGCAGCUCCCAAGAUGAAAAAGAUUUGACUUUUGUGACGACAUUUCAAGAAAACACCAUCCAACGAACGCAAGUGGAGAGAAGGAAAACCAGCCAGUAUUUCUCCAACAGAUACAACAAAGAAGCCCUUAGUCCACCUCGACGGAAACUGUUUAAAAAGUGGACUCCACCUCGGUCCCCUUUUAAUCUUGUCCAAGAAACACUCUUUCAUGACCCAUGGAAGCUCCUCAUCGCUACCAUAUUUCUCAAUAGGACUUCAGGUAAGAUGGCAAUCCCUGUGCUCUGGGAGUUUCUGGAGAGAUACCCUUCUGCUGAGGUGGCAAGAGCUGCAGACUGGAAGGAUGUAUCAGACCUCCUCAAGCCUCUUGGCCUCUACGAUCUUAGAGCCAAAACAAUUAUCAAAUUCUCAGAUGAAUAUCUGACCAAACAGUGGAAGUACCCAAUCGAACUGCACGGGAUUGGAAAAUACGGCAACGACUCGUACAGAAUUUUUUGUGUCAACGAAUGGAAGCAGGUCCAUCCUGAAGACCACAAGUUAAACAAAUAUCAUGACUGGCUCUGGGAAAAUCAUGAAAAACUCAGUCUCAGUUGAAAAGACUUAAUGUUUUAACCUGGAUUUCUGACUACAUCAGGCCUCCUUCUGAGAACCAAGUCGUCAUCACAACCCCUCCUCACGCUCUCUGCCUGUACAGACUAAAGUCAUAGCAAACACAGAUGGAACCAAGUUAUACAAAUGUUAUUAAGUGAUAGCUGUGCUCCACUUUGUGUUUGUGACUAAAUGUGCCCCCAAGAUGCUUUGAUACAUUUUUAAAUAAAUAAUGGCCAAAUUUCA